Messenger RNA from Vespula pensylvanica (western yellowjacket), 1780 nucleotides. Its product is annotated as SET domain-containing protein SmydA-8-like. Gene Ontology annotation, molecular function: protein binding. The transcript has 7 exons. The record is from RefSeq and is a predicted model, not a curated record. Bases 1 to 1473 code for a protein of 490 amino acids. Lineage: Eukaryota; Metazoa; Arthropoda; Insecta; Hymenoptera; Vespidae.
AUGAGUGUUGUGGAACCAAAGAAAGCAGAAAUCGUCUUGAAAAAUCAUUUAAAAAGACAUGAAUUAUUGUCCGACGAUUCACAGGUUUGCUGGACCGUCGGUUAUUCAUCUUUCGAAGGCCGUGGACUAUUUGCAACUCGUGAUAUAGAGGCAGGAGAGUUAAUAUUUGUGGACAAUGCUCUUUUACUAUCACCACGAAACUCCGAAAAGUAUUUGCCAUUAUGCGUAUCUUGUUACAAAAACGAAUGUCCUCUUUUUCCUUGCGAUCGUGGAUGCGGUCUUCCUAUAUGUUCUCAAAUAUGCGAGGAUUCAAAGAAACAUAUGGAUCACGAGUGUGAAUAUUUGAGAAAAUUAGAGCCAACUUGCGGUACGACUUGGUCUAUGGAUUUAUUACGUGCACUUUUGGCAGUAAGAGCAAUUUCGCUUGACGAUGAGCAACGCGAUGUCUUGGCUAUAUUCCAAUGUCAUCAAAACUUGAAUAAUGAUUGUGAGGUCACGUUACUUCGGAGUAACGUAAAAAAUGCUCCAAAAGUCAAAGAAAUUGAUUUCAUGAUGAUGGUCAGUGGAAUUUUUAAUACAAAUUCAUUCGAAACGAUUGUCGUACAAGAUAAAGAUCAUUAUACGAGUUUGCGCGGCCUUUAUCCUAUGGGAGCGUUGCUAAAUCAUGCUUGCGUACCUAACACAAGGCACCAUUACGAUUCGCAGCAACAGCUUUAUGUUAUAGCUGUCCGUCCGAUUUCCGCAGGGGAAGAAAUUACAAUGACUUAUAUUGAUCUCUUUUGGGAUACCAUUUUAAGAAGACAAGUUUUAAACAUUACAAAGAAUUUCUUUUGUAGAUGUAGUAGAUGUAGCGAUCCUACGGAACAUGGAUCAUUACUAAAUGCACUAUACUGUGCAGGCGACUAUUGUUCUGGUAUUUUAUUACCUUGUGAUCCUCUUAACAACGAAUCCGCUUGGAUGUGUAACAGAUGCCGAACUAUUAUUAAAUCAAGACAAAUUCAUUCGAUACGUUCUGGUUUAUCAUCUAUACUAAAAGAAAAUAUAGCGAAACAUCCGCGAGAAAUAUUAAAAUUUUUACAGAAAGAACUUUCGAUCUUAAUUCCACCAUCCAAUUAUCUAAUGGCAGAUAUAAAGUAUAGUAUUAUUUCUUAUUUCGGUAAAACUGAAGAUCUGUUAUGGGAAGAUUUAACAGAUGCUGAACUAGCUAUUAAAUCUUCCUUCUGCACAGACUUGUUAUCAAUUUUAAAUAUCUUGGGCUGUGGACAAUGUAGAAAAAGAGGCUUACUUCUCUAUGAAUUGUACUGUACCACCAAAGAACAACUACGACGCUUUCAAGGAAGAAACGAUUUUAAAGAAGAAAGGUUGAUGCUUUUUAAAACGAUGAACGUCGAAGAUAAUGAAUCGCUCUUAAACGAAGUUAUUAAUAUUUUUCAAAACGAUGUUGUAGCAACAACUUUCUUAAACGAUAACUGAUGAUGUUUACAUAUCAAAGUAUGUAUUACUUCAAACAAUUCUAUAAUCCACGAUUCUUUUACUAGAGCAAUUCUACGUUUAGUAGCAGACUAUGUUCUAACUGAAACAUAGGAAAGACACAUUAUUUGUUAUCUUAUUAUAUGUUAUUAAAUUAAAUAGGAAAAUAUAUUACUUCAAUUCUUUGAUACACGAUAUAUCAACGAUCUUAUUAUUACAUGGAAUUAAAUAAAUGGUAAAGGAAUUUUUCAUAUUCAUAAAAUUCUGUAUACAUGUGUGAUAUUAAUAUAUUCAAUCAGGCCUUGUUAUA